This is a messenger RNA of Hyaloscypha bicolor E, 842 nucleotides long. Its product is annotated as heterokaryon incompatibility. Bases 97 to 525 code for a protein of 142 amino acids. The record is from RefSeq and is a predicted model, not a curated record. Lineage: Eukaryota; Fungi; Ascomycota; Leotiomycetes; Helotiales; Hyaloscyphaceae. The transcript has a single exon.
CAGAAUCCCGCGUAGUUUUCCAACGAGCGAGUUGUCGUGUUCGCUCCUCUCCGCCGUACUGCCGUCAGUUGAGGUCAUCAAACUCCGCGCAAAAGAAUGCGUCUUUUACAACGCGGCAACGCUGGCGAGUUCAGCCUGACUAAGGACCUGGUUGGCGAUAAUAUUCCCCCGUAUGCGAUACUUUCGCACACAUGGGGAGCAGAUACAGAAGAGGUCACCUUCAAAAACCUGAUAGAUGGCACCGGCAAGGGCAAGGCUGGCUAUAACAAGAUCCUGUUCUGCGAAGAAAAAGCAGCUAGCCACGGCCUACAAUACUUCUGGGUAGACACUUGCUGCAUCGACAAGUCAAGCAGCGCCGAGCUUCAGGAGGCUAUUAACUCUAUGUUUCACUGGUACCGCAAUGCGGCUAAAUGCUACGUCUAUCUCUCGGAUGUUUCGAGCCCUGCCUUCGACGCCGACGAUAAAUUCAGCCAGCUGCCCUGCAAAUCGGCUUUUCUAGCGAGUAGAUGGUUCACUCGGGGCUAGACGCUCCAAGAGCUUCUUGCUCCGCGUUCGGUCGAGUUCUUUUCUCGAGAAGGUAAUCGACUCGGUAAUAAGAGAUCUCUGGAGCGACAAAUUCGCAAGAUAACGGGAAUCGCUAUUCUAGCACUUGAAGAAGCCCCUUGUCUCAGUUCGGCGUUAAUGUGCGAUUGUCAUGGGUAGAAAACCGCUAAACCACGCGCAAAAAAGACAAGGCGUACUCGCUACUAGGUAUAUUCGACGUCUACAUGCCGCUCAUCUAUGGCGAAGGGGAAGAUAAUGCGUUUAAACGGCUCCGGGAGGAGAUCAAUAAGCCUUCGAAG